UGUCGACAGCAGCAAAACCAUCGACACAUGAGAGACUUGACUCGGUUGCGGGCUUAUAGUCAUUGUGUUCCCAAACCAAGUGAAUGAUGGGUCGGCUAAUUCACUAGGAUUUUCUUCGUGACCCAACUGAAUAAUUAAACCGUUUCAUCUCAUCUGCAUUUCCAAUCCAUCAUGUCAAGACCUCGUAGUGUUAACGAGUACACCUUACAACGACAUCUGGUCGUGCCUCUCAUUGAACCCGAGUCUCCGCCACCUUCUCCUCCGGUGACCUACAUAACGAGUGCGGAACUGAAUCGCAUUGCUCCGCAAGAUUGGACACGACCGUCUCCGUUACAGCGAAUGGGUCGCUCUGUCGGCUGUGACUUACCGCAGCAUGUGGCCAAAAAAUUCAUUGAACAACUGUCGGAGGAGGAGAAAGCGCCAGUCACGACCACUUGCUCGUCAAAUUCAUUCGUCACGGAGAAACAAAAGUCAUUUUUGAAACUGAUCCCGACCAUUUCCAUCGACGAAGAUGUCGGACUGAGAGAAGACUCGUGUAGGACGUGGGUUCGCCGCCCUACAGUACUCUCGGUCGCCUCGUCUUGUAUCAGUGAAAACAGUUCAAUGACAAUCUUUUCCAUCGAUAAGAAUCAUUUUGUUUCGUCGAGGAUUCAACGGCUCGUUAGCGCUUUUACCGACCGCGCCAAAGCGCUCAAGGAACGAAUAGCCCAACCUCCAACACCUUCCACCGAUUCCUCCGAUCACGAGGGAAGAGGCCCAGCGCCACAUCCUCCGCCGCUGAGCUUACGCAUCGAUCCGGCGCCUGAGCCUAAAGGCCGAACGUGGAUCAAUGGAUCGAAACCGUUUCGGCUCCCGCGCACGUUCCACCCUCAAAGCUCAGUCUACAUCUCUUGGCUCUUUGUGGUGUCCUCUUCGUUCAUGUACAACUUGUGGAGCGUUCCGCUCAGAAUUACCUUUCCUUAUCAAGAUGACUCCAAUAUCCACCUGUGGCUGAUUGCUGAUUACGUGGCAGAUGUCGCCUACCUGGCCGACACUUUCCUCAUCCGGCCGAGGCUUCGCUUCGUUCGCGAGGGCAGUUGGGUCGAGGACGUGACCGACUGUCGAAACAACUAUAUCGCCAGUUUGGGAUCCAAGAUCGAUGUCUUGUCGCUGACUCCGUUGGAUCUGCUAUAUCUCUACUUUGGUCUACAAAGUUCACUUCUUCGUUUCCCACGAAUGAUUCGGAUUCUACCAUUUUGGGAGUUUUUCGACCGGCUGGAUAUGAUGGCACCGUCACCUUUUAUCAUCCGUAUCGGACGGACACUGUUCUACAUGCUCUACUUGAUCCACCUUAACGCCUGUGCUUAUUUCUUCUAUUCCAAAUGGGCUGGUAUAGGCAAUGAUGCCUUCGUCUUCCAAGGAGAAGGAAAUGCGUAUUUACGCUGCUUCUACUUUGCCAUGAAAACUGCCACAAAAAUAGGAAAAAACCCGAAGCCGGCCAACAAUGUCGAUCGGACCUUCAUGAUUUUCAACUGGCUGAUUGGCGUCUUUGCAUGCGCAGCCAUCAUCGGUCAGAUCAGAGAUAUUAUGGCCGCAGCCGAAAGGAGCAAAACCGAAUAUCGUGAACGACUCGACCGCACUGUCCAGUUAAUGAACCGCUUGAAUUUACCACCCAGGAUACAGGACCGCAUCAGGAUGUGGUUUACGUAUAGCUGGUCGACGCAAAAAACCCUUGAUGAGAUUGCAUCGCUGGUUGCAUUACCUCACAACAUGCAGAUGGACAUCGCCAUGAACGUUCAUGUGCAAACACUCUCCAAGGUCCAGUUGUUCCAGGAUUGUGAUCCUGCCUUGAUCCGUGAUUUGGUGCUGAAAUUGAAACCUGUUCUCUUCCUACCGGGGGAUUUGGUUUGUAAAAAGGGAGAAGUAGGCAAAGAGAUGUACAUCGUCAAACAAGGCCAAGUUCAAGUCAUGGGCGGACCGAAUAAUGACAAAAUCUUGGUCACUUUAAGCGAAGGUAGCGUCUUUGGAGAAAUCAGUUUGUUGGCUGUUGGUGGAGGGAACCGAAGAAUGGCAGAUGUCAGAUCUCAGGGAUAUUCCAACUUAUUCGUCUUGAGCAAAAGCGAUUUGAACGAAGCCCUUGAAUACCAUCCGGAGGCUCAAAAAGUCUUGCAAAGAAAAGCCAAAAAACUAGUUAAGAAAUCCUCCGAACGACAGCUGUCUAGCGAGCCGAUUAUUACAACCAAACCAGCCACACCUAAACUAGUCAAAACUGUUCUUCAGGCUGUUUCGGCCGACUCCAAGACGAGGAAAUUUCUACUGCAAGGAUCGAGAACGACCUCAUCCAUGACAAACAUGUCCAUUGAUCCUGGGGUUACCAGUUCACUGGACGCUGUUUUCGUUGCGAAAGAUGUUCGAUCUUACAGCGACGAAGUGUUGCUGAAACCCAAUUACCUUCCGGUUAGCAAGCGGUCCGCAUUGAUCAGACGCAACGCCUUUAAGGUUUCAUCCAAUCGAAUCGCUCCUGCCAGCAUUGCAAAGUUCAAAUGAACCGCAAACUUCCCAAAAUAGUUCAAUUACUUCUUAGACUUUACAUCGAAUUCAUUUAAUUUGUGAAACGGUUUCUAUUACAGAUGCAAUUAUAUUAUUAUUUGUACGGCAAGUUUGAUUCCGGCUCGUGGAAUUUCACUUGCCAUUUCAAUUACAAAAUGAAAA
Daphnia pulex (common water flea) is the source of this 2691-nucleotide messenger RNA. RefSeq names its product cyclic nucleotide-gated cation channel beta-1-like (gene CngB). Gene Ontology annotation, molecular function: intracellularly cAMP-activated cation channel activity; cGMP binding; intracellularly cGMP-activated cation channel activity. The coding region runs from base 172 to 2526 and encodes 784 amino acids. Gene Ontology annotation, cellular component: intracellular cyclic nucleotide activated cation channel complex; plasma membrane. Gene Ontology annotation, biological process: monoatomic cation transmembrane transport. The transcript has 16 exons. Lineage: Eukaryota; Metazoa; Arthropoda; Branchiopoda; Diplostraca; Daphniidae. The record is from RefSeq and is a predicted model, not a curated record.